CAGGCCAGGCUGGUGAGCGCCUCCUGGGCAGGUGAGCCCCUCAGGCCGGGCAGGUGAGCACCUCCAGAACUGCUGACCCCCCCCACCCCCCGGGCCCUGCAAGUGAUCAGCAGGCUGGGCUGGUGAGCGCCUCCCCCGCUGGUGAGCCCCCCUGGGCGGGCAGGUGAGCACCUCCGGGGCAGGUGAGCGCUGCAGGUGAGCCCCUCGGGCAGGCAGGUGAGAGCCUCCCAGGCAGGUGAGCGCCUCGGGCGGGGCCGGGCGGGGACCGCAGCGGGCAGGCAGCGGGCGGGAUGGACGCGGCCGCCGCCGAGAUGGAGGAGCCGGGCAGCCAGGGCUCCCGGGCGGGCGAGGAUGCGGAGAUCGUGGUGAACGUGGGGGGCGUGCGGCAGGUGCUGGACGGGGACCUCCUGAGCCGCUACCCCGAGACGCGGCUGGCCGAGCUGCUGCACUGCCUGGCGGGCGGCUACGACACCAUCUUCUCGCUGUGCGACGACUACGACCCGGGCCGGCGCGAGUUCUACUUCGACCGCGACCCCGACGCCUUCAAGUGCGUGGUGGAGGUGUACUACUUCGGCGAGGUGCACAUGAAGAAGGGCAUCUGCCCCAUCUGCUUCAAGGGCGAGAUGGACUUCUGGAAGGUGGACCUCAAGUUCCUGGACGACUGCUGCAAGAGCCACCUGCACGAGAAGCGCGAGGAGCUGGAGGAGAUCGCGCGGCGGGUGCAGCUCAUCCUGGACGACCUGGGCGCCGAUGGCGCUGGCGGCUGGCGCCGCUGCCAGAAGUGUGUGUGGAAGUUCCUGGAGAAGCCCGAGUCGUCGUGCGCCGCGCGCGUGGUGGCUGUGCUGUCCUUCCUGCUCAUCCUCGUGUCCUCUGUGGUCAUGUGCGUGGGCACCGUCCCGGAGCUGCAGGUGCUGGACGCCCAGGGCCACCGCGUGGAGCACCCCACUCUGGAGAACGUGGAGACGGCCUGCAUCGGCUGGUUCACGCUAGAGUACCUGCUGCGCUUCUUCUCCUCACCCAACAAGCUGCACUUCGCGCUGUCCUUCAUGAACAUCGUGGACGUGCUGGCCAUCCUGCCCUUCUACGUCAGCCUGACGCUCACGCACCUGGGUGCCCGCAUGAUGGAGCUGGCCAACGUGCAGCAGGCCGUGCAGGCGCUGCGCAUCAUGCGGGUGGCCCGCAUCUUCAAGCUGGCUCGCCACUCCUCAGGCCUGCAGACGCUCACCUAUGCGCUCAAGCGCAGCUUCAAGGAACUGGGGCUGCUGCUCAUGUACCUGGCCGUGGGCAUCUUCGUCUUCUCCGCCCUGGGCUACACCAUGGAGCAGAGCCACCCUGAGAGCCUGUUCAAGAGCAUCCCCCAGUCCUUCUGGUGGGCUAUCAUCACCAUGACCACCGUGGGCUACGGCGACAUCUACCCCAAGACCACGCUGGGCAAGCUCAACGCGGCCAUCAGCUUCCUCUGUGGGGUCAUCGCCAUCGCCCUGCCCAUCCACCCCAUCAUCAACAACUUCGUCAGGUACUACAACAAGCAGCGGGUGCUGGAGACGGCUGCCAAGCACGAGCUGGAGCUGAUGGAGCUCAGCUCGGGUGGCACGGGGGGCGAGGCCCAGGCGGGGGGCUCCCGCGGAGACCUGGACACCCUGCCCCCAGAGCCCGCAGCCAGCAAAGAGGGCCCGAGCUGGGGCAGCCAGCUGCGGGUGUCCCACAGUGACACCUUCAUCCCCCUCCUGACCGAGGAGAAGCACCGCAGGACCCGGCUGCAGAGCUGCAAGUGACCCGGGUCAGGGAGGACUGGGCUGGCAGCUGGACGGACAGAUGGGUGACUUCCCAGCAGGGGCUGUGCUCCGUUCCCCCGCUCUGUCUUGAACAGGACCCUGAAGCUCCUCCUGGGUGCCCCCCCGAGAGGCCGGGUAAGCCCGUGCUGCGUGGGGGGUGGGCUGGCUGGUGGCAGGAGCCCUCCCCUGCUUCUGUGUCCCCCUAAUAAAGCCUCCUGCUCUGUG
Molecule: messenger RNA, 2000 nt
Organism: Erinaceus europaeus (western European hedgehog)
Lineage: Eukaryota; Metazoa; Chordata; Mammalia; Eulipotyphla; Erinaceidae
Gene: KCNF1
Product: potassium voltage-gated channel modifier subfamily F member 1
Exons: 1
Coding region: 291-1775 (494 amino acids)
Biological process (GO): potassium ion transmembrane transport; protein homooligomerization
Cellular component (GO): voltage-gated potassium channel complex; membrane
Molecular function (GO): voltage-gated potassium channel activity
Source: RefSeq, a predicted model, not a curated record